Molecule: messenger RNA, 442 nt
Organism: Gavialis gangeticus (Gharial)
Lineage: Eukaryota; Metazoa; Chordata; Crocodylia; Gavialidae
Gene: FOXC1
Product: forkhead box C1
Exons: 2
Coding region: 8-442 (144 amino acids)
Biological process (GO): cell differentiation; regulation of transcription by RNA polymerase II; anatomical structure morphogenesis
Molecular function (GO): DNA-binding transcription factor activity, RNA polymerase II-specific; RNA polymerase II cis-regulatory region sequence-specific DNA binding
Source: RefSeq, a predicted model, not a curated record
GGAGGACAUGCAGGCUCGCUACUCCGUGUCCAGCCCCAACUCGCUGGGAGUCGUGCCUUACCUGGGCGGGGAGCAGAGCUACUACCGCGCGGCGGCGGCGGCGGCGGCGGCCGGCGGGGGCUACAGCGCCAUGCCGGCGCCCAUGAGCAUGUACUCGCACCCCGCGGCCCACGAGCAGUACGCGGGGGGCAUGGCCCGCGCCUACGGGCCCUACACGCCGCCGCCUCAGCCCAAGGACAUGGUGAAGCCGCCCUACAGCUACAUCGCGCUGAUCACCAUGGCCAUCCAGAACGCGCCCGACAAGCGCAUCACGCUGAACGGCAUCUACCAGUUCAUCAUGGAGCGCUUCCCCUUCUACCGCGACAACAAGCAGGGCUGGCAGAACUCCAUCCGCCACAACCUCUCAGCGGAUAAUUAUAUAUACAUCGUAAACAGAUUGUGA